ACAGUUAUUGUCAAAUAAUUUAAAUGUCAGUUUUCCAAGUUGAUAUUUGAAGAAGAAAAAAAAAAAGCAGCUGAUUUUCUCCUCAGUAUUGAUCAUGAAGUAAUUAAAAGUCUGGUUUGAUGACUCUGUAUGAUUGUCAUCUUUUCUCACACAGCGAGUCAACCAAUCCUGUCACUUGCUGCACUGCAGGUCCUCUUCAGCCUCAACAUCUGGUACUUUGCAGCCUUCUACGUGGCCGAAAUUCUCAUAUUCAUCUAUAAAGGGAUUUUACUUCCCUACCCAUCAAACAACCUGAUUCUGGAUGUGGUUCUGCUGAUUCUCUUCCUGGGCCUGGAGUCCCUCAGGAUCUUCUAUGGCUGGAAGGGGAACCUGUGUGAACAGACUCUGUCCUCCAGUGUCUCGCUUGUCAUCCUGCUGCCGUGCGUCACACUGGCCGUCUACUACUUGCUGCUGCAGACCUUCGUCCUGCGGCUCGAGGUCAUCCUCAACGCUGUCCUGCUCUGCUUCUACGGGCUGGAGUUCCUGCUCGGCCUCCUGUCCCUCUCGGCCUUCUCCAGGUGGGUGGCUGGUGUUGAUCUGACAACCUGCCUUACGUUGAGUCUUCAGUUCAAUUUAAAAAACAAAUCAUAAUCUGACUAUAAAUCUGAUUGUCUUCAUCUGGAGAGAAAAUUUAUAUUUUUCCUUCUUGCAGGUCCAGAGUGUACUGAAGCAGGCGCAUGUGCAAGGUGCCUCGUCACCUGAAACAGAGCAUCGGGGCAGGUCAGAGGUCGGCCUGGUCCAGUAAAAUGUACAGAUGAUAUGCUGUAAAUGUCUCUUUUCAUACAUUUGAUGAUGUAAAUAUCUAGCGUUUAUUUUAUAUGAACUAUUUUCAAAUGGACUCUGAGGUGUAACGGACCAAUGCAGCGCUUCUUCAUUUUGGAUUCAUCAACAAUAAAUGUAUUUGAAAAGGCAACAAUUUAAAACACAC
Molecule: messenger RNA, 967 nt
Organism: Thalassophryne amazonica
Lineage: Eukaryota; Metazoa; Chordata; Actinopteri; Batrachoidiformes; Batrachoididae
Product: transmembrane protein 216
Exons: 4
Coding region: 130-630 (166 amino acids)
Biological process (GO): non-motile cilium assembly
Cellular component (GO): ciliary transition zone
Source: RefSeq, a predicted model, not a curated record